This is a messenger RNA of Scleropages formosus (Asian bonytongue), 2579 nucleotides long. It is a transcript of the gene swap70b, whose product is annotated as switching B cell complex subunit SWAP70b. Bases 66 to 1859 code for a protein of 597 amino acids. Gene Ontology annotation, cellular component: cytoplasm; nucleus. The transcript has 12 exons. The record is from RefSeq and is a predicted model, not a curated record. NCBI's taxonomy places the organism in Eukaryota, Metazoa, Chordata, Actinopteri, Osteoglossiformes, Osteoglossidae.
UAUUGUCCGCGCUAAAAAUACAGUAUUUUCUUGACAUUGACACGAACGGAGCGAGCGCUGCAGUGAUGGAGACGCAGACGCAGAGCAGGAUGGGCCUGAGGGACGAGCUGCUGAAGCCCAUAUGGCACGCUUUCACCGCGCUGGAUGUGGACCGCAGCGGGAAGGUCUCCAAGUCCCAGUUAAAGGUGUUGUCCCACAACCUGUGCACCGUGAUGAGAAUCCCUCAUGACCCCGUUGCCCUGGAGGAACACUUCAAAGAUGAUGACGAAGGGCCCGUCUCCAACCAGGGCUACAUGCCCUACCUGAAUAAAUUCAUCCUGGACAAGGUUUCCGGCGACUUUGACCGCGUGGAUUUCAACAGGAUGUGCUGGACCCUGUGCGCCCGGAAAAACCUGAAUCGUAAUAACCUGCUCAUCAGCGAUGACGAUGCCUUCAAAAUAUGGUGCAUUUUCAAUUUCCUCUCGGAGGACAAGUACCCUUUGGUCAUUGUCACUGAAGAGGUCGAGUACUUCCUGCGGAAGUUGACGGAGGCGAUGGGCGGCAGCUGGGUCGAGGAAAACUUCGAGGAUUACAGGCUGCAGAUGAUCCGUGAGCAGCAGCAGUGCUUGAGCGCCUGGGAGCUCAUCGAGCUGGUGGGCAAGGGCCACCUGAGGAAGGGCAUAGACCACCAGACGCUCUCCAUGGGCAUUAACGAGGUCUUCCAGGAGCUCAUCAUGGAUGUGCUCAAGCAGGGCUACAUGAUGAAGAAGGGCCACAAACGGAAGAACUGGACCGAGCGGUGGUUCCUGCUGCGGCCAAACUCCAUCUCUUACUAUGUCAGCGAGGACUUGACGGAGAAGAAAGGAGACAUUGUGCUGGACGGGAACUGCUGCAUCGAGUCCUUACCAGACAAGGAAGGAAAGAAGUGCCUCUUUAUUGUCAAGUGCUCCGACAAAAGCUUCGAGAUCAGCGCGUCCGAUAAAAAGAAGAAGCAAGAAUGGAUCCAAGCCAUCCAAACCUGCAUCAACCUGCUGCGGAUGGGCCAGCCGUCGCCGCACCGCGAGGCGCGCCAGAAGCGCAAGGAGCUGCGGCAGAGGCUGCAGGCGGAGCAGGAGGAGCUGGAGAGGAGGAUGAAGGAGCUGCAGGCCGCCAAUGAGAAUAAGCAGCAGGAGCUGGAGUCCGUGAGGAAGAAACUGGAGGAGGCAGCAGCCAACGCCGAGGAAGAAGAGCAGAGGCGCCUGCAGAUCCAGAAGCAGAUGCAGGAGAGCUACCGGGUAGAGCUGGAGAGGGAGAAAAUGGUGCGUCAGCAGAUGGAAGAGCAGGUGGCCCAGAAGUCGAGCGAACUGGAGCAGUACCUGCAGCGCGUGCGCGAGCUGGAGGACAUGUACCGGCGCCUGGAGGAGGCGCUGGAGGACGAGAGGCAGGCGCGGCAGGACGAGGAGACCGUGCGCAAGCUGCAGGCCAGGCUCCUGGAGGAGGAGGCCGCCAAGCGAGCGGAACUGGAACAGAUCCACCUGCAGCAGCAGAGGACCAUCUCCCAGACGGAGGCAGAGAAGCAGGAGCUGGAGAACGAGCGGCUGGCCAAAGAGGCGGCGCUGGAGGCCGCGCUCACGCAGCUCGAACAACUGCAGAACGAGAGGCAGGGGGCGCUAGAGCAGUACGAGGAAGUAAUUAAAAAACUGGAAGAUGCUACCAAUAAAACCAAGAGCUGGAAAGACAAGGUUGCCCACCACGAGGGACUGAUCCGUCUCAUUCAGCCAGGCUCCAAGGGACCUCAUAAGAUCACGAAUUGGGGACCAGCUGCCUUCACCGAGGCCGAGCUGUCGCUGAGGGAAAAGAGCUGGCAGGAGAUGAAGAACAAAUCCACGCAGGCCCAGUAGAGCCAGACCCCAGCGAACGCAUAGCGCUCCCUUUGCGUUGCUGCGACGUUACUGAAAAAGCGGCAACGCAACUGUUGUGAAUUAAACUGAGCUUCUAGUAAGGAAUGCCGUCCCAUCUAGUGACUGUCCUUCAACACUGAUGUGAAUUGGCCAGAAGAAGAAUAUUGCGCAAUAGUCCAUCUCUUGCUGAGUUGGGCAACAGCAUUGUCACAAAGGGAACAUGAAGUUCACAGUUCUGCUGAGUUCAGAUACACUGAGAUCAGAUAAAGUUGUUUAUCAUUCCACACCUAAUAUUAGUGUCUUAGUAGCCAAACUUUGUGUCGUUUAAUGGUUUUUUUUCUAGUUCUUUUCUUAACUGUACAUGUUUUAAAAGUCUUUCUUUUGCUAUUUUCUUUGUGACCAAAGUGUUUGAAAAUAGAAAUUACUUUUUGUAUUAAUUAUUUAAAUGCAAACUACUUGCCUUCAUUGAGGAAAUGUGGACGUGUCUUGCGCUGCCUUUGUUGAAAUAUCUGUUUUAAACGUACUUCUGAAAGACACGCGUUUAUGUCAAUGUAAGGUAACGCAUUCCAACUUUUAACUGUUUCAGCCUCUCAAUCACUCACCAUACUAGACGUGAUGGUGUCAAACUACUGAGGAGGACUGUUUUAACGUGUCUCAUCUUGAAUCUUUAACACUUGCCAAAACACUCAGAGAUCUGAAGCAUUUUCUCAAAUUAUACAG